Messenger RNA from Arachis stenosperma, 3126 nucleotides. RefSeq lists its product as uncharacterized. Gene Ontology annotation, molecular function: alpha-amylase activity; calcium ion binding. The transcript is spliced from 15 exons. NCBI's taxonomy places the organism in Eukaryota, Viridiplantae, Streptophyta, Magnoliopsida, Fabales, Fabaceae. Gene Ontology annotation, biological process: carbohydrate metabolic process. The coding region runs from base 1 to 2901 and encodes 966 amino acids. The record is from RefSeq and is a predicted model, not a curated record.
AUGGGAGCUGCUUUGUUGCCUGGUGCAGCAUUUGGGAUUCGUCCCUUUGUUAUAAACCACCCUUUUAUAUGUAGAAGAACAACUUCAUUUGCAGCAAUUAGAAACAGGAAUUGUUUCUUUGCUGAGAAGAGAAUCUCCAGACCAUUUUCUAUUGUUUACUCUGGAGCUUACAUGGUUUUGGAUGUUUUCAUCAUUAUAGAAAAGGAUUCAGAUGAUUCAUUCUCUGAGGCGGUUGUUGGUCAAGAUGGUCAUUUGGGAAGAAGUGAAGCUACGGGGUUAGAAGAUGAAUUAACGAUGACUAAGAAAGCUCUUGUAGUGGCACAAGCGAAACAAGAUGCUCUUGAGAAGGAGAGAGAUCAAUUGCUUGAAAAACUGGCUCAAUCUGAGGCCAAAAAGCCGGAGUACAUGUCAGCCAUUUCUGAUGACAAUGAGGUAGCUAUACCUGAAGUUGAGGCCGCCAAGUCUCUUUUCCAAAAAGCUCUAAAGGAGUCAGUUGAAGAGAGGUUCGCUUUGGAAUCUAAGCUGGUCCUUGCCAAACAAGAUGCUAUUGAUCUUGCUGUGCAGGUUGAAAAGUUAGCAGAGAUUGCAUUCCAUCAGGCAACUAUUCAUAUACUACAAGAUGCUCAACUCAAAAUUUCAUCGGCAGAAACCACAGCCGCUGAAGGAGCUCAUCUAAUUGAAAAGCGAAUCACGGAUGCAACUGAAAGUACAGUAUCAUCCAUUGUGGAAAGGUCAGAAUUUGCUAUAGGGAGAGCCCUAGCUAUAGCAGAAGAAGCGAGUGAACAUGCAAAAAAAACCACAGAAACACUAAUAGAUAAUGCCUCUCCAUUUGAUCAAAUUGCUUCUGUCCAGGCCGAAAAUAUGAAGUUGCAGGGAAUAAUAAGUGAUUUAGAAUCUCAGUUGAUUAUUGCAAGAAAUGAGGUUAAUGGACUGAAGUUGGAAGUGGAACAAACCAGACAACAGCAAAAGGCAUUUGAACAAAGAGCUAUUGAUGCAGAGAGGGCUUUGCUUGAUUUUAAGGAGUCAACUGGGAAAAAUAUUUCGAAGCAGGUAGAGGAGAUCAAGACAUUUAUGAAGAAAAUGAAGAUCGAUGUUACAAAAAGAACAAAGGCAGUUUCCAAGACUUUUAAGACUGACUUGAAGAACAUAAAGACUACUGUUGAAGCUGCAAAACAAAUGGUGCGUUUGAAAGAUUAUGCCUACCUAAAUAGAUUCAAAGCACUUCAGAGAUCAUUAAAAGCUUCAGAAGACGCUUUAAGGGCAUGGAGACAGAGAACUGAAAUGGCGGAAUCAUUCUUAUUGAGGGAAAGCCGGCAAGAUGAAGGGGAUGCGGAUUCCAUCUAUGUUGUUAAUGGCGGACGGAUAGACCUUCUGAAAACUGAUGAUUCUCAAAAAUGGAAACUGCUAAGUGACGGUCCUCGUACAGAGAUACCUCAGUGGAUGGCCAGAAGAAUUCAGGAAAUUUCUACCAAGUUUCCACCAAGAAAAAUUGGUGUAGCAGAAGCAAUGACAUCAAAAUUCAGACCCUUAGAGUUACCUAAAGAAGAUGAAGUAUGGUCCAUUGCACAAGAAAAGCCAAAGCAAGGGGAUGCUUUAGAUGAACAUAUUGAGAGAGAAACACUCGAGAAAAAGCGAAAUGCAUUGGAGACUGCUCUUAAAAGGAAGGGAGACCCUGAACAAACAAAAUUAGAGUCAGCAACUGGAACAGGACGCGAGAUUGUGUUUCAAGCUUUUAAUUGGGAGAGCUGGAGAAGACAGUGGUAUUCUGAAUUAGCUUCUAAAUCUACUGAUCUAUCUCAAGCUGGUAUAACAGCAGUGUGGCUACCACCGCCAACACAAUCUGUUGCUCCCCAAGGUUAUAUGCCUUCUGAUCUUUACAACUUGAAUUCAAGCUAUGGUACUGUGGAAGACCUUAAAAGUUGUAUACAGGAAAUGCAUUCUCAUGAUCUGGUGGUCUUGGGAGAUGUUGUACUUAAUCAUCGAUGUGCACAGAAACAGAGUCCAAAUGGUGUUUGGAACAUUUAUGACGGCAAGCUUGCAUGGGGACCUGAAGCAAUUGUAUGUGACGAUCCCAAUUUUGAGGGCCGUGGAAAUCCGUCAAGUGGUGAUAUAUUCCAUGCAGCACCAAAUAUUGAUCAUUCUCAGGACUUUGUACGGAAAGAUAUCAAGGAAUGGUUAAAGUGGCUUCGGAGUGACAUAGGUUAUGAUGGAUGGAGGCUUGAUUUUGUGAGAGGCUUUUCUGGUACAUACGUAAAAGAAUAUAUUGAAGCAUCAAACCCUGUUUUUUCCAUUGGAGAAUAUUGGGACGCCAUGAAAUAUGAACAUGGAACUUUGUGUUACAACCAAGAUGCUCAUCGACAACGGAUAGUUGACUGGGUCAACGCUACAGGAGGCACUUCAGCUGCAUUUGAUAUGACAACAAAGGGGAUACUUCAUUCUGCUUUGCAUGGUGAAUAUUGGAGACUGAUAGAUCCUCAAGGGAAACCUCCAGGAGUAAUGGGAUGGUGGCCUUCUCGUGCUGUUACAUUCGUAGAGAAUCAUGACACAGGGUCUACUCAGGGUCACUGGCCAUUUCCACGAGACAAGCUCAUGCAGGGAUAUGCAUAUAUCUUGACUCAUGCCGGAACGCCCACAAUAUUUUAUGACCAUUUCUUUGAUUUUGGCAUCCGUGAUGUGAUAACCGAGUUGAUUGAGGCUAGGAAGCGGGGUGGAAUCCAUUGUAGGAGCCCCACGAAGAUAUUCCAUGCUAACAAUGAAGGUUAUGUAGCAAGGGUUGGUGAUUCACUAGUUUUGAAGCUAGGACACUUUGCUUGGCACCCCUCUAGGGAGAACUUGUUGGAUGGUAGCUGGAAAAAGUUUAUUGACAAAAAGACAGAUUACCAAGUUUGGUUGAGAGAAUGAUUUAAUACAAAUGGAUAUAAUAGAUAAACAGAGUAAUAGACAAUGGAUUUCCAUAAUGAUUGAUGGAAUUGAAAAUAGCUUACUGAAUAUAAAGCACAAAGAUCAUAGGGAGAAGAUAAUCUUUUGGUUGUAGUAUAGACACCAACAUUGUAUUAAUCCUGUUAAAAGGGAUUCCCUUAGGUAAUGCCACUUCUAAUUGCUGAAUUCUAUUUGCAUACAUUUUUU